Mesocestoides corti is the source of this 1899-nucleotide messenger RNA. NCBI's taxonomy places the organism in Eukaryota, Metazoa, Platyhelminthes, Cestoda, Cyclophyllidea, Mesocestoididae. The record is from the annotation of a GenBank genome assembly.
AUGAACCUGUAUUUCACGGAUAUCAACUCAAAAGCGUCAAAUUCCACGUCACUUGCAGAGUAUACAGUGCAUCUUCUGUUAUUGCUGGUCAUUGAAGUCAAGCCGAGUGAAGAAACGUACGGAUUACUUUAUGAAGCAAUAUCAUCUCUACUUGUCCUUUUAUCAGCUCAGGUCGUCGGCUAUGGCGGGGACGAAGUACCGACCACUUGCAAGUGCUUCACUUCAAGGAAAUGUUCAGCGGAUGCCCCAGCAUUUGUGCGUAGACUGUUGCUUAACAUAGCUGAGAACCAACCCUGCCCUCCCAGCAUGCUCACAGACAAUCAAAGGCCUGGAAUGCUCUGGAAUGCUGCUUCGACAAUUGCAAGUGGCUUGAUGUCAGUCGUCACACUCGGCUACUCGAGGCGUUCCUCCAGCACAAAAUCGGAUCCAACGGAUUCGGAUGGCUUUGGUGACGGAGUUCUUCACCCUCUGGCCAAACAGAGCUGCCAUCUUCUCCUUGUCCUCACCACACAAUCAACCGGUGUGAUAUCUGUGGCCACGUCAGUUGACAGUGACAACGAGGGCGCCGCCGAUCCCAUGAUAGCUGUCACUUCAAGGAGCAUCUUCCGUGAUCUCGGGUCCAAUCCCUACCGAGAGGCAUUGUUUGCCCUCACGCCUUGUGACGACGCGGAGCUGAACGGCGACAAAGUGAAGGAUUUGGAGGCGGGUCUGGGUGGUGGUGGUGAUAGCGAUGCCCUCAGCGUUCCCUUCAACCGAGUCACUGAAACCCUGGCGUCUACCGUGAACACCGACAGUUCUGUUUUGUUGCUCUACCUUCUCCUUCAUCGCAAUGACUCCCUUCGCGCCUACGUCAUGGGCAAUCGACUCUACGAAAAAUUCACACUUCCAAUUUGUUUGAUGCUGCACCAAUCACCUGCCGGCAAUUCGCAUCUUAUCUACAUGGCCCUGAUUGUUCUUCUGAUUCUCACCGAGAAUGACAAGUUCUCGAAGGACGUGCAUGAUAUCCCCUUGAAGAAACUGCCGCCGAAUGUCGAUCGACAAGUCGCCGGCGUCUCCUUGGGCAGCCUUCUUGUGCUAGUCCUCACCCGGACCAUUCAACACCACCUCAAUCAGCUACGGGAUAAGUACCUGCACAUUAACAGUCUGGCGGCGUUGGCCAAUCUCUCACCAAAAAUUACCAACCUCCAUCCCUACGUUAGCCAGGCCUUAGUGGGUCUCCUUCAAAAACUCGUGAAACGCCAUAAGCGACUGGUCAACGAAGUCCGCACGCUAAACGACCACUUGAGGGACGAAAAGAAAACCCCAGAUUCCACCGCCUCGGCCGCUUCUCCGCCGGACGUUCGACUGAACAUGAUGUCCUCGUCGGACGCCUUGCUACAGGACCUCUCUCUGCUGGAGGAGGUUAUUCGAAUGACCCUGGAGAUCUUCAAUUCCAUCCUGACGCAUUCCCUUCCUACGAACACGCAUCUUGUCUACAGCCUGCUGUACCAACGUGAAUACCUCGCACCCAUUCACACCCAUCCCUCCUUCCACGACUUGAUGCAGAACAUCGACACGGUUCUGGGUUACUUUGCAACACGGAUAGAGAAGGAGUUGGGACCACAUCCGACCGAGACGUCGAGCGUGAUGACUGUCAUCACGAAGUCGAUCGGCGACUUUGCGCGCUACCACACCCUGAAGGAAUUCCAAGAGCUGAAAUUCAAGUAUGUGGAGGAGGACUCGCCAGACGAGUUCUUCAUUCCCUACGUCUGGUCCCUUGUCUACCGGCACUCGGGAUUGGCGUUUGAGCAGAAGUCACUGCACACGCUGGGCACGUAUGAGUACUCGGCCGGUGACGAGGAGACCGUUGCCGCAGCCACCAAGGACCUCAGCACCCUGAACACCAGCAUGGCCACCUAG